Centropristis striata (black sea bass) is the source of this 2288-nucleotide messenger RNA. RefSeq names its product homocysteine-responsive endoplasmic reticulum-resident ubiquitin-like domain member 2 protein. Gene Ontology annotation, biological process: endoplasmic reticulum unfolded protein response. The transcript has 9 exons. The coding region runs from base 273 to 1427 and encodes 384 amino acids. NCBI's taxonomy places the organism in Eukaryota, Metazoa, Chordata, Actinopteri, Perciformes, Serranidae. The record is from RefSeq and is a predicted model, not a curated record. Gene Ontology annotation, molecular function: protein binding.
CCCAGGUUCAGUCAGGGUUGGAGUUACAAGUAGGCUGUGUAUAUUUCGGUCACUGGGAGUAAACAAGGUUCCAGCUGUGUGCCGUCUGUACUAAAUCACAGGAAACACCUAGCAGCUGCAGAUUAGGAACACCAGACAAUAACAUUAAAGCUUCACUCCGAUGUCAGGAAGAAACUCUAACAAACAAUUAGGGGGACUGUAGCCAGUACCCCCUGACGAGGCAGUGCAUAUCUUUGUUUUUGAUUUCUACUGGAGACAAAUGGUUUUGAGACAUGGAUCAAGGUGUUGUGGACAGUCCUGUUAUCCUGGUUAUCAGGGCACCAAACCAGAAGUACGAUGACCAGACCAUAAACUGCUGCCAGAACUGGACUGUGGAGAAACUCAAAGCACAUCUGUCAGAUGUAUACCCAAGCAAACCAAGCUCCAAGGACCAGAGGCUGGUAUAUUCUGGGAAGUUGCUUUUGGAUCACUUUACCUUAAAAGAUGUGCUCAGAAGGCAGGAUGAGUACCAUAUGCUCCAUCUGGUGUGCGCAUCAAGAACCCCUCCCAGCUCCCCGAAGCUGCCCCGCAGCCGCAGUAACAAGCCUCAGGAGGACUCGGCCGGUCCCACACCACUUCAAAACUCCACUAGUCCUUCCACUGGUCAACAGACGGCAUCAUCAACAGGAGAGAGCAGUAAUGGGCUCAGACAGCGAGCUGGACCCUUCCCCUACCACCAGAUGUAUCCACAAUUUAUGCACAGCUGGAACCAGUACCCCCCACAGUCAACUCCUCCCACAAACAUGCCUGCCUAUUACAACCCCAUGACACUAAUGUGGUGGCAGCAGUUGUACGCCCGGCAGUACUACAUGCAUUAUCAGUUACUGGCUGCCUCCUCUCAGAACCUCAGGCCAGACCAGCCCUCCAUUCACUUGAACCAGCCCGACCCACUGAGCCAGCGACCUCAGGCGGAUCGCCGUGGUAACCCAGAAGUCCAGAUGAAUGCCCAGGGAGGGGAGAUCCUGAACGAGGAGGAUCUGAACCGGGAUUGGCUGGACUGGGUGUACACAUUUUCCCGGGCUGCGAUCCUUCUCAGUAUAGUCUAUUUCUACUCGUCCUUCAGCCGGUUCGUCAUGGUGAUGAUGGCCAUGCUGGUGCUGUACCUGCAUCAGGCCGGCUGGUUUCCCUUCAACCUGGAGAAUGAACUCCAGCUUCCUGGAGACAGAGCCAACCAGGACGAUAUGGAGGCAGAGCUACAAAACCACGACUUACAGGAAAUGGAAGGAGUGCUGGAUGACGGCUCUGACGAUGAUGGGGACAGUGGGGAGGAAGGAGUAGAGGAUCCAAACAGCGGUCCCAACGCAGGCUUCCUGUCCUCCACGUGGUCGUUCAUCAUCACCUUCUUCAUGUCACUGAUCCCAGAGGGACCGCCAAACGCUGCUAACUGAACCACGAGCCGCCACAGCUCUCCACAAGGGCACAUGCUUUUCUUUAAGAGGAGGAAUCAUACCUGCGUAGGGAAACUGUUUCUGUUGCAGUACAGUGUUCUAGUUUCCCGGUAGUGUACUUUACUACAUAUCUAAGACUUUGAGCCAAGACACAAAUGACUGAUUUAACCUGAAAAGGGUCACUUUUUUUUUCCAUUGUCUGCAAAAAGACAAACGUUUUAAGCUGUCAGAUGACAUGAACAUUAGUUUAACCUCUAUAUACAAGGAUUGCUAGUGAUGCCUUGUAAACAUAGUCAAAAUAAUAAUAGUGUCUGCCAAUGCAUUGUUUCUGCAAUUAAUUAUAUAGGGAUCUGCAGGCACGUUUAUAAAGAAAAAUAAUUACAGCACUUGUUGUGUUUAAUAACCUGAAUCUCUUUUUGUUUGCCAGAAACGGCAAUAUUUGUUGAAAUAGUUUUGUUUGAAUUGUAAUGAUUUUGUAAUGGUGGUUGUAUCUAAAAAAAAAAGCUAUUUUAUUUUGAAAGAGUGGUUUUGGCCUGAGAGUUGAUAAAAUGUGUAUGAACACAUUGUGUACUGUGUUGAAGUGUAUCUCAAGAGUGAUGAUGGCUGCAAAAGUGUGAUUUUUACUAAAAAAAGAACCAAUAUGACAGACUGAAAGAACUGAGUGAGAUAGAAGAAGAAAUUUUCCAUUACGAGUGGAAUAUAUAACCGAACGAUCAAACAAGACACUACUGUUAAACAAAGCACUGCCACAGUUAAGAGUCGAUGUAGGACAAAACUUACACCUCUCGAGUGUGUGAAAAUGGCUGCUGCUGUUACCUUAACAUGUUGUGUACCAGUAAUAAAAUGUUUAUUAAACCUUCA